Molecule: messenger RNA, 5848 nt
Organism: Nomascus leucogenys (northern white-cheeked gibbon)
Lineage: Eukaryota; Metazoa; Chordata; Mammalia; Primates; Hylobatidae
Gene: KCNJ10
Product: potassium inwardly rectifying channel subfamily J member 10
Exons: 2
Coding region: 799-1938 (379 amino acids)
Biological process (GO): regulation of monoatomic ion transmembrane transport; potassium ion import across plasma membrane
Cellular component (GO): plasma membrane
Molecular function (GO): inward rectifier potassium channel activity
Source: RefSeq, a predicted model, not a curated record
GUAAAUUUCUCUGGGGGUAGACUGGGUAUAGGGGACCAAGUUUGGAAGGAACCAGGCAUCUUGACUGAUAGCUGGUUCUUCAGGGAGGAAGAAACGAGGGAGGAGGGGGAUGGAAGGCAUCAUGCCAGGGAGAGGGUCCAGGGCUGGGUUGAGGAGGCAAUAGGCACGGCCCAGGCAGUGCCAACUCCUUUCCCCGCUGCCUCCCCCCAGUCCUUUGGUGGUGGUGGCAAGGGAGGAAGGGAGGGAGAGGGUGUUGGGGGUGGUGAUCUGGGCCGGUCCAGCCUCCCAAAGCCCUUGCCAACCUGGGUCCUGAAAGGAGCUGCUGUUUUCUGAGCCAUCCCCCCAUCCCCCACCCAGAGCCUGAGCAGCCAAGUUGUCUCAGCGGAUAUCAAAUGGCAAUGACUCCACCGAUGGAGGGUGGGUGGGGAGUGGGAGUGACAGGGGUAGCAGGGUUAUGGUUCCAGCCCCUCUGUGGCUCUAAUGCAGAACCCCUCUGCUAUCCCUUACCCUGAGGAAAAAAAAAAUCCAUCUCCCCCAACAUCUGACCCACAUCCAGUCUAUGGGUGCAUAUGUUUGUGUGAGGGGAUUAAUGAUCUGCCCGCUGGUAUCCCCCACCUCCUCCGUGUGCCCCAUUGAACCACAUUCUAGCUCCCUCCCACCUGCAUCACUGUGCAUAAGCUCAUUUACAGCUCCAGCUUGGUUGGCUUGAGCUAUAAGGAAGUGACUGGCAGAGGACCCAGGGACCUUCCUUCCCUUGACCUUCCUAGGGACCAGAGAGGCUGGGACACUUGGAUCACAAUGACGUCAGUUGCCAAGGUGUAUUACAGUCAGACCACUCAGACAGAAAGCCGGCCCCUAAUGGGCCCAGGGAUACGACGGCGGAGAGUCCUGACAAAAGAUGGUCGCAGCAAUGUGAGAAUGGAGCACAUUGCCGACAAGCGCUUCCUCUACCUCAAGGACCUGUGGACAACCUUCAUUGACAUGCAGUGGCGCUACAAGCUUCUGCUCUUCUCUGCGACCUUUGCAGGCACAUGGUUCCUCUUUGGCGUGGUGUGGUAUCUGGUAGCUGUGGCACAUGGGGACCUGCUGGAGCUGGACCCCCCGGCCAACCACACCCCCUGUGUGGUACAGGUGCACACACUCACUGGAGCCUUCCUCUUCUCCCUUGAAUCCCAAACCACCAUUGGCUAUGGCUUCCGCUACAUCAGUGAGGAAUGUCCACUUGCCAUUGUGCUUCUUAUUGCCCAGCUGGUGCUCACCACCAUCCUGGAAAUCUUCAUCACAGGUACCUUCCUGGCAAAGAUUGCUCGGCCCAAGAAGCGGGCUGAGACCAUUCGUUUCAGCCAGCAUGCAGUUGUGGCCUCCCACAAUGGGAAGCCCUGCCUCAUGAUCCGAGUUGCCAACAUGCGCAAGAGCCUCCUCAUUGGCUGCCAGGUGACAGGAAAACUGCUUCAGACCCACCAAACCAAGGAGGGGGAGAACAUCCGGCUCAACCAGGUCAAUGUGACUUUCCAAGUAGACACGGCUUCUGACAGCCCCUUCCUUAUUCUACCCCUUACCUUCUAUCAUGUGGUAGAUGAGACCAGUCCCUUGAAAGAUCUCCCUCUUCGCAGUGGUGAGGGUGACUUUGAGCUGGUGCUGAUCCUAAGUGGGACAGUGGAGUCCACCAGUGCCACCUGUCAGGUGCGCACUUCCUACCUGCCAGAGGAGAUCCUUUGGGGCUACGAGUUCACACCUGCCAUCUCACUGUCAGCCAGUGGUAAAUACAUAGCUGACUUCAGCCUUUUUGACCAAGUUGUGAAAGUGGCCUCUCCUAGUGGCCUCCGUGACAGCACUGUACGCUAUGGAGACCCUGAAAAGCUCAAGUUGGAGGAGUCAUUAAGGGAGCAAGCUGAGAAGGAGGGCAGUGCCCUUAGUGUGCGCAUCAGCAAUGUCUGAUGACCUGUUCCCACUCCCCCAUUCCUCUGGUCUCUUUUCCUCUCUUCCAAUGCCCUGGUAAGGAAUACUACCCGGGUUUACUGGAGAUCCCCCGAAGCACCCAUCCUCCACUCCCUCUUCUUUAACCCAGUGGCCUGUUGGUAGCUUAGGCCAACUGGAGUCCAGGUUCGCCUCCCACUGUCCCCUUUCCACUCCCCCAGCUUCUGCCCCAAUACACAUACCUCCCUUAAGCCAGGAUGGGGGAAAGAGAGGGAUUAGGCUGAAGUGGCUUAGAAGGCCUCAGCCAUGCUUGGAUACUCACAUUAGGAGGACCAUGUGGUUGGAAGGAUAGACUCCCCCCACCUCCCGCCACCACCAUGAAGUUUGGUGACUUGAGGCUGGAGCUCCCUCUGUUACCUUUCCAUCUAGCAAGUUCCCAAAGGCAAGACUCUCUCUGAUGGUCACUUUGUGGUCUGUGCUUUCAGAAAUACAGGAAUCUGAUAUCAAUAUAUCCUACGGUUUCUACCAAUCUCUGUUGAAAGAAGCCAGGGUUUGCCACCGUGAAGCUGAUUUCUGCUGGUGACUUCUGACCAUAACCUAGAACCAUGGUCACCACUAUUUUCCCUCUAUAGUUUCUCAAGUGAACACUCUCAGGAUACCCAGUUCCCUCUGUUCUCAGAGAAUUCGAGUUGGCCCAAGAAACAUAAACAUAUAACCACCCAUAUUUAUCCUGGAUUCUGAACUCUUCAAUUUGGAGUGACUAACACAAGUUGUUAUCUAAACCCUUAAACCUAUCUUCCAGGCAGCCCAGAGAAGAUCUGUUUCCCUGUGUCCUGUGAAUGGAAGGACACAAGCCAAUAUGUUCCUUUGAAAAGAGUCCAGUACCCAGGCCCCAUGGAAAGGUCUGAAAAUAAUAUUCCAGAUUACACUGUACCUGGCUUCUCUUCUUCCUUUCCUGCCCAGCCUGGAUCCUUCUUCCUUAACCCCAACUCUUUGGGAGAAGGGAGGGAAAAUGCAAGGGCCUUCCUCUCUUAACACGGAUGCUCAAGUGAAACUAGAUUCACAGGGCACAGACUCCCCAGAAAGUUAACCCAAUCCCACCAUGAGGGAUGGGUAAAUUCUCAGAUUUCCAAACUGCUGUACAAAGCCUCUGAGAAUUGGUGAUGCUUUGUUAAGGUUUGGGCAGAAGCAGAACUGUGGCUGGCAGCCACUAUUCUCAGUUACACCUCCUAGUGCCCUUCUGAAAAGUGCCAGCUAUUUCAUUAGGCAAUGCUGGAAGGAAAGGAAAUUAUACCCUCUGGUCAAAUAACCAUGGCUUCCCUCAGCCAUUCCUGAGACUUGAUAUAAAAUGAAGAAAAUCAGUGUCAUCUCUACUCUCCUCUGCCAUGAGGCCAUUUUCAGGCAACUUAAAAAGCAGACUUUAAGAGAUCAAACUCAGCCUAUUCCUUGUUCCCUUGGUGGGGUCUGUGGUAAGGGUCAGGGAAGGGCAUACAGGCACCAGAGCUUUGUCCAAAGCCCCAAAUCCCUAGAGUGCUUUCUGGUCUCACUUUGGUACCAAGGAAGCCCCACAUAGUGGUACUGCAUAGUCCCACUAUGAAUCAAGUGGCAGUUUAUUUAAGGUGGUCUCAGCCAAUUGUUACAAGCUGCAGAAUAUAUACAUGUAUCUAUGUACACAGCCUUGCAGAGAAACACAAAAUUUUGAGGCUAGACCCAUGAUCACCACCAACUAUAAUUGCACAAGGUCUUGCUAUAUUGAUCUCUCCUCUAACUCAACUAACUAUAUCUUGAAAACGAAGACCCUUCAGUGUCCAUCUACUUUAAACCCCACCAGUACCUUCUAGUUGGCAUAAAAACAAGAACCACAAAAACGUGAAAAAUCUGAAACAGAGAACAGAAGGCCAACAGCCAGCUUCUGCGUUCUCAACUUUAUUCAACAUUAGACUUACCUGAUUUCUUUCAGUAUGUAGGGACAAGAUGUACUGCUGUGUGUGUGUGUGUGUGUGUGUGUGUGUGUGUGUGUGUGUGUGUAUCUGUACCUUCUUAUCCAUUGGCAAGUUAACCUCCAUCUGGUUUAUUUUGCCAUGCUAUGCUUUCUUCCCAUUCUCCUGCUGUCUAUUCUAAGCCCCCAGACUCAAGCCUCUAGACUCUUGGAUGAAAAAGUGAGAAGAAAACAUUUUCUGACUUACCCUUUUGGAAUGUCCUCCAUUAUUAUCCCAGGCUUUGCUUUAAGUUGCACUUUAAAUCACACUGUCCUAUUAAUGCAAUUUGGCAUCUUCUCCCACAAGCCCCCCACAGGGAACAACUACCCCCAACCUUAACUCUAAAUGGUUCUUUAGACUAUAGUCUGUCUCCUCUGACCUGAAAUCCUCUUUUAGGCAAUAGGCUGAACUUCAGAAGCAGUCAGGUCUGGUGAGAAAUGGGCCCCCAUACCAACCAACUUGGAAUAUCAGGAGAGUAGUAGGCACAGGUGUAAAAAGGGGAGAUUUCAGAAGACGGGCAAGACAACUGAUGGGGGAAGAUACUUGGGGUGUGAAGAUGAGAAAGAAACAAUGCUGAGGGACCUAGUGAAAUCAAUGAAACUCUCGAGUCUUGCUUAGGCUCGCAAAUAAGAAGUGGGGAGGCUUGGGAAAUUAGGAUAUGACACAUAUGAAAGGUUUAUCUAAGAAGAAAGAAACAGAGAUAAUAUAUAUAUAGAAAGAUGUAUAUAGAUGUAUAUAUGCCCAAAUAUAUUGAAUGUACAGAAGGGAAAUAUUCAGAGACUUUAGCAUUGGGGGCAGAUAUCUUGGCCUGGUUAUGGGGUAGGACACCCAGAUUUCCAGACUUACAAUCAGUGGUCCUGGUUUCAACAUGGAAGUGAGAUAGAUCAUGAAGGAUUUCAAGUCUGGAAAUGGGAAAGGGAGGGGUAGAAGUUCCUUUUCAGAAAUAAAGAGGCAUUCAUGAAGGCUUUUGUUGAAUCCUAUGCUACUGAUAGGACCAGGAAGAGAGGAACUCGGAGGACAAUAGGGAGGGGAAAUCUUGGAAAAUCUACCACUUACACUGUGUGCCCCCAUCCCCAGCAGAGUCCUGCCACUGUAGCGCCUUUUUAAAAUAAAUAAAAUAAAAUAAAAUAAAAUAAAAUAAAAUAAAGUAAAGCACCCUUUGGUUUCCCUUUCAUGAAGUACACUGUAUUUCCCCGUCUUCCACAGGGGUGGGAGCUGCUAUUGCUCUAGCCCCUGAAAUCAAACUCAGGAGCUGAACACCUUGGUGUAUGGGAGGCACUAAUGGGAAGCCUCAACCCUGGAAUCCAAACGCCAGGACUAAUAGCUGUUGGGCUCAAGAUCUCCCAAGGUUGAGGCCCAGCCUUUUGUGUGGCUGCAAGCAUCCCAAAGAGAAAGCCAUGGAUUCCAGAAGAGUUCCAAUCCUGGCAUUUGGGCAUGGAGGGUGAUGCUUUGGUUUUGAUGCUUCUGAAUGAAAAUGAGGAGUGGGGUUACCAGCUGCUCUAGGGGGAUGGUGAAGUUCCAUGAGAAGCUUCCAAAAUCUCUGCAAUGUGCUUCACCCCAUUAUUCCCCCAACCCCUGUCAGCCUAAUAAAAUCAUCCAGGAGUUUCCCUAUAAGGUCUGAGCAGAGAAAGGAAGCCAGUUAUACUAUUGCUACAAGUCCAGGACACUGUGCCCUCCCCACGGCUGCUGCCCUGGUCCUUUAUUCUUGCUAGCUAACCUAGUUCACUUGUACAGUAACACACUACCUUUACUGGAAAGAUAGCAUGGGUCUCCAGGCUCAGUAAUGGCCAACUCUACUGAUGCAGAAGUAUUUAGGGAUGUUUUUUCCAUUCAUUGCACUAAAGACUAAACCAGGUCAAAUUUAUCUAGGAAAAAAAGGUGUGUAAGAUUUGUUUUGUUUUUGUCUGUUAAGAAUAAGCUACUAAAUAAAAUGGAUGACUCUUUGGUUGUCA